UGCUAUAAAAUCCAAGUACGCGGAUCUGCUAGGGUUUGAGGAUUUCAGGUUCGUCUCCGCAGUCGGCACUAGGUUAGUGGAGGUAGAGAGACGAAGAGGAGAGUCGCGCCUGAAACUUCGCAACCAUGGGUCGUAUGCACAGUCGUGGUAAGGGUAUCUCUGCAUCAGCCCUUCCAUACAAAAGGACACCUCCUAGUUGGCUGAAGAUAUCAGGCCAAGAUGUGGAGGAUAACAUUUGCAAGUUCGCCAAGAAGGGGUUGACUCCAUCCCAGAUUGGUGUUAUUCUUCGAGACUCUCAUGGUAUUGCUCAGGUUAGGAGCGUUACUGGGAGCAAGAUCCUACGUAUUCUGAAGGCUCAUGGCCUUGCUCCUGAAAUUCCUGAGGAUCUGUACCACCUGAUUAAGAAGGCAGUCGCUAUCCGGAAGCACCUUGAGAGAAAUAGAAAGGAUAAAGAUUCGAAGUUCAGAUUGAUUCUCGUAGAGAGCAGGAUUCACCGACUUGCCCGCUACUACAAGCGGACAAAGAAGCUUCCACCAGUCUGGAAAUACGAGUCUACAACAGCAAGUACCCUGGUGGCUUAGGAUGCAUGAAUGCAUGCCUACACUCAUGAUGGAGAGGACAUUUCCUGAAGCAUGAGUUUCAUUGUUAGAUUAGAGAAGAGAAAGGAACAGUUUUGUUUAUCUGAACCAAUUGAUACUUACUUAGCUUUUGGGUGUUUUGUUCUUCUUUACCGGAGCUUUUUAUUUGGGUUUUGACUCGUUAUUUUAUGUUGUGAUAUUGUGCUUUAGAUGAGGCCCUCAAACCAGCGCACCAUGUAGUUUCUUACAUUCGUUAAAUGUGAAAUUCCUAUUAUU
Telopea speciosissima is the source of this 854-nucleotide messenger RNA. RefSeq names its product 40S ribosomal protein S13. Bases 126 to 581 code for a protein of 151 amino acids. The record is from RefSeq and is a predicted model, not a curated record. The transcript is spliced from 5 exons. Gene Ontology annotation, cellular component: cytosolic small ribosomal subunit; nucleolus; ribosome. Gene Ontology annotation, biological process: translation. NCBI's taxonomy places the organism in Eukaryota, Viridiplantae, Streptophyta, Magnoliopsida, Proteales, Proteaceae. Gene Ontology annotation, molecular function: small ribosomal subunit rRNA binding; structural constituent of ribosome.